Messenger RNA from Ceutorhynchus assimilis (cabbage seed weevil), 3988 nucleotides. Lineage: Eukaryota; Metazoa; Arthropoda; Insecta; Coleoptera; Curculionidae. The record is from the annotation of a GenBank genome assembly.
AAACCAAGCAGAUGUGUGAUGUGUCGGGUCGGGUCAAUUUAUUACGACAAAAAUGUGAUGUAGUUUCGCGUGUGAAAAUUUGCGGGAUGUUUUUGUUGACAUGUUAAAUGAAUGGAAGCGCUUCAACAAUUAGUGAGUCUUUUCGCCGUUUUUGAAAAUCUUCCCUGAUACCGAAAGCCAGUUGGUUGCUUCUUUGGAAUUUGUGAUAACCAAUUCUAAUUGAGGCUCAAAAAUGGCAAAGUACCCGGCAAAUCUUCCUCCAUUUGAAAUUUCCGAAAAUGGCUACAGUUCUUGGUACGAUGACUGCCCCUGCUGCCCAUAUGGGUACCAUAUCGACCUGGACUUCGUGCGGUACUGCGAGUCCAUCGGUAAUGAGGCCAAGAACCGCAAGAGUUCCAUCAAGCGCAGAAAAGAUAAUAGAAGAAAGCAAAGGCAAAGCAUGGAAAUGUUGCUUGGAUUAACACCACCAGUUUUGGCUGUUUUAGAUGAAGCUUAUAAAAAGACAAGCUAUUCCCAAGAACCGCCAAAAAUAAUUCAAAACCAAGCCGCCAAAGCCACACAGGAUUUUCUCUUCAACGGCGGUUUUGAUGAUGCUUUAUCGGAUUUCGAAGAGGCCCUGCAAAAAUCUAAUAAAACCCAUUCACCUAAUUAUUCACAAGAUGUUACAGAUAUCUCAGAAAAUUUACGGAGGGUUCCAUCGGUUUCGCCCGUAUCAUCCCCAUCUGGAUUUGUCAAGGUGCUUCCAAAUAAUCGGAAUGGACCAUUAAAACCGGACUUUGACGCUGUCGGCAUUGAAUGUUGCCCUAAUCCUAUGGCAUUGCAGAACAUCAGGGAAUCUUUAGCUUUGAGCCUUGAAAGGACCAAAGUGUUGGAACAACAAGUUAAACUUAUACCAAGCUUACAGGAUGAAUUGGCACGUAUUCGUUCCGAAAACCAACAUUUAAAUCAGAAAUUAAACGCGAAAGACACUGCCAAACUGAAUACAAUAAAUGGCAACUACAUUCAAGCGGUACAACAACCGAAUCGCACAAGAUCGCAGAGUUUUUCAUACAUCGAUAGCUUCGAUGAUGAUUUAAAAAAAGUGCCGCCCCCUCCGCCUCCACGUAAAGACUUUGGGGUGAUGUGUGGAGUGUUGACUAGAAACAUUGGUGUCGGUCAUCAGAACCCCAACACAAAACACGCUUCGACAAUAACAAAUGAGGUUGCUGAUAAAUGGUGGUUGCCUGAUAGAUCCAAGGUAUUUGGUCUUCAGAAACCCAACACAAAACACGCUUCGACAAUAACAAGUGAUAGAUGGUUGCCUGACAAAACAAAGUUUUUUAAGGCGCCGCCUUUGAUAAGCCCGAAGCCCAAGAUAACUGUUACAAAAGGCACUCAAACGCUUCUGGUCAAAGAAAAGAGAGAUAUGGGAAUACAGACUUCAAUUUUGGAGCCCAAAAAAGUACCUGCAUAUACGCAAACAGAUAAAAUUUUAAAGCCUCUAGUAGUUCAUACUGGCUCUUUAGCAGUUGCAAAGACAACAGAAAUGGGAGUUCAGAAAAACGUAGAAUGUUAUUCUGUUGGUAGUUCAGAUGACACAAUUGAUAAUGUGAUUUGCGAAAACUGUAACGCUUCAAAACGGUCAGUAGGUGUAGGUCCUGAAAACACUGAAGAUAUUCAUACUUCACCAGUAUCUUUAGCAGCUUUAAGCAAUGGAAGUGAUUCAUUCAAUUUAGGAGAGGAUAGACUUGAUCUGCAAAAAAAAACACGCACUAUAGCCUCUCAGUAUGAAAACAAUUCAGUGAGCAAAUCUUUACAAGUUGAAGUCAAAACUUCCUCAAAGUCUACGCAACACGAAAUCAAAUUGACAGAAAAAAACACCCAGUAUGAAAACAAUUCAGUAAGCAAAAAUACCGACACCAAAGACCUUCAAACGCCUACAAAAUCAAUUGGUUGCGAAGCCAAGGAGGAACGACCAAAAACUGCAGAAAAGGGCAGCAGUACUAUAAUCGAAGAAAAAGAAGUUUCUGAAGAGAAAAUAUGUGCCAAAUGUGACAGCAAAGAAAUGGAAACGUCAAGGGAAUUAAAAAAGGAUGGCCCUGGAAGUCCAAAUCCUAGUAGGAUACCUGUACCUACAACUCCAAUAGAAGCCAGGAAGUUUAGGAGACAGGAUACUUAUACAAAAAUUUAUUCCACAUCUCCUACCGAUAAAUCUCCUUUAGAAACUUAUAAAUUGUCAGGAUUAGAUCUGUCGCCUAAAGCCAUAUCAACAGAGUCAAUCAGCCCGUUCGAUAAAGUUAAACAAAAUCUUCGUCUUGAUGCCUCUGCAAGCGCUUCCAAUUCCAAAUCGCAAAAUGGCGUUAAUUUAGCUCCGAUAACGAAAGUUCAAAUACAAGAAACAAUACUGCCAGUGUCUGAGUCUACAAUAUUUCAAACACCUGCUCAAAAUAGGAAAAAGGCCACUCCUAGUAAAGAAAUGCAAGGUGCCAUGAAAGUACUCAAUGAUUCUCUUCACAAAAGCCCGACAAAAGCAUUACAAAACCACAGCGCAAUAAAUAUAGUUACACAAGAAUGGUUCAAAAUUUCUAGUUUGCUCACAGCAAAUCCGUUGGACGUGGAAGACUACCUAGACGCUCUAGAAGACGUAUCUUCUCUACUUCUUCAGUAUGUUGUCAACAUGACCGACGCUAGUGGCAACACGGCCAUGCAUUACGCAGUGUCCCAUGGAAAUUUUGACGUUGUAUCCAUAUUGUUGGAUUCAAAAGUUUGUGACAUUAACAAACCAAAUAAAGCAGGUUAUACUAGUGUUAUGUUGGUAUCAUUGGCAGCAGUCAUGAGCCAAACUCAUGCCAAUGUGGUUAGAAGAUUGUUCCAGUUGGCCGAUGUUAAUAUUCGAGCUUCGCAGCAUGGCCAAACAGCAUUAAUGUUAGCAGUAAGCCAUGGUCGUCUUGACAUGGUAAAAAUGCUUUUAGAAGCAGGUGCUGACAUCAAUAUUCAGGAUGAAGAUGGCAGCACUGCUCUAAUGUGUGCUGCCGAACAUGGACACAUCGAGAUUGUUAAGCAUUUUUUGAGCCAGCCGGAUUGUGACUCUAGUAUUACUGAUGUGGAUGGUAGCACACCACUGAAAAUAGCAAUGGAAGCAGGACACAGACAAAUAGGAGUGCUUCUCUAUGCUCACGAACGAAAUUUCCAGAAAGCUCACCCAAAUAAACUUAAAAAGACUAAAUCUAACAGCCCAAAAACCCCUUCUUCCCCACUUCCUAUUAGAAGUAGUCACCGUGCCUUAACUGAUACAAAGAAAUAACUAUUUACCUUUACGGGAAAAAAUUAUCCUUAAUACACAAAGUAUAAAAUUUAUAUUGAAGUAUUAAAUAUUAGAUGAAAAAUGUUUUUAGAAGUGUUUGUUGAAAUUUAGAAACUUACUUUUGAUAAUAGGUAGGUGGCAAUAAUUUCAUAGACGAAAAGGUAACUUUUCUGAUCUUUGGCAGCUAUUUUUGAAAUUUGAAGUUUUAUAAUGACAGGCAUUACGUUUUGUCUUGAAAAAAAAUUGAAAUGAAUUUAGGCACAUGAUUUCGUCCAAAUUAGGUUUAAAAAUGUUUCUCGUUAAUUAUAUUUAUUCUUUUAUCAAUAUGUAUAACAUUGUGUAUUAAUGUUAUUUCUGUUUUUUUUUUAAAUUAUAUUUAGUGUGUCAAUAUAUUAUAUUUCGUUACUUAAUUAUUGUUAAUUGUUAUCAUGGAACAUUGAGAAGUUGAUUGUAAAAAACCAAAACCAAUUUUUUGUAGUGUUUCGUAUAUACCCAUUUACUAAUUACCAGAAACUAAUUACCUACCUGUAAUUUCAGUAAAAACAAAUGUUUCCCAUGUACACAUAACAAAAUAAUCAAUAAAAUAAUCAAUAAGAAUCUGUAUCCUAACAUUCCAUUAUUUUAUUUAAGUUUUUACUAUAAUUUAUAUAAUAUAAUGUAUUUUUCUGUCGAUAAUAAAAUUGUAUUUUAGAAUGUAAUAUUCAA